Messenger RNA from Zalophus californianus (California sea lion), 2412 nucleotides. It is a transcript of the gene PRXL2C, whose product is annotated as peroxiredoxin like 2C. The record is from RefSeq and is a predicted model, not a curated record. NCBI's taxonomy places the organism in Eukaryota, Metazoa, Chordata, Mammalia, Carnivora, Otariidae. The coding region runs from base 163 to 888 and encodes 241 amino acids. The transcript has 6 exons.
GACCGUUUUCUGACUCAGCCAGAGGGGCUCUGGCUCUGGGUGGCACAGCUCCGCCCUCCGUUCCGCCCCGCCCUGCGCGCCGUGCUCCUCCCGGAUUGCCCCGCCCCGUGAGCCCAGCUCAGCCGCGACCCGGUUCGUCUAACCUGUGCGGUCGGCUUGGGCAUGGUGGACGCGAACCUGGGCAGGCAGAUGCAGGGCGCUGUGGCCGACCCCGCCCUCGGCCCGGUUACGCGGCAGGUCAGCGGCCGCGCCGCCCCAGCCGCAGUCCCGAGCGGCCCCGAGCGCGGGCAGCUCCUGGCCGCAGCAGUAGCCGAGCUGCCUGUGCUGGACGCCAACGCGAGGCAGGUGCCGUUCGGCGCGCUGUUUCGGGAGCGUCGGGCUGUCGUAGUCUUCGUGCGGCAUUUCCUGUGUUACAUUUGCAAGGAAUACGUAGAAGAUCUGGCCAAAAUCCCCAAGAGUUUUUUACAAGAAGCAGAUGUCACCCUAAUAGUGAUUGGACAGUCAUCCUACCAUCAUAUCGAGCCUUUCUGCAAACUGACUGGGUAUUCUCAUGAAAUCUAUGUUGAUCCUGAGAGAGAAAUUUAUAAAAAAUUGGGAAUGAAAAGAGGUGAAGAAAUUGCCUCCUCAGGAAAGAGCCCCCAUAUAAAAUCAAAUAUACUCUCAGGAAGCAUUCGGAGCCUGUGGAGGGCAGUGACUGGCCCUCUUUUUGAUUUUCAAGGAGACCCUGCCCAGCAAGGUGGAACCCUCAUCUUAGGUCCAGGUAACAACAUCCAUUUUAUACACCGUGAUAAAAAUAGGUUGGAUCACAAACCCAUCAACUCUGUUUUACAGCUUGUAGGAGUUCAGCAUGUGGACUUUACAAGCAGACCUUCAGUUAUCCAUGUGUAAUGGCAUAGACUGUUGUCACUUUCAAAUGGACCCUUGGGGUAGGACCUGAAAUGUUCAGAGUUGGGUGUCCUUGUGCAGUGUCUAACUUGUUGGCGUGUCCCAGCCUUUGAGGAGUUAUGAAAACAUGAAAAGACCACGUACCAGUCAUUGCAUGCUGGGAGGCGUUAGUUGUCAAAAAUAUGAUCUCUAUUUAUAAUUCUAUAGCUUUUAAAGUUUUAUUUAUAUAAAACUUUAAAAGCUAUAAAAUUAGAAAUACCAUUCUAUAUUUUGCAUUAUGGUAUAUCCAUUCAGUGAAACUUUCUGUUGGCCAUUAAAAUAAUAAAUUCUUUUGAAGAACAUAAAUGGAAAGGUAAGCAACUCACCAUCAUUUUAUCCAGGAAAAAAGCAGGAUAUCAAAUUCUGUAAAUAAUAUAAUCAUAUUUUUAUAUGUUUAUAUUUUUGUAUGCUUAGGAAAAAAUAUAGGAAAGAAACACACCAGAAUAUUGCCAGUAGGUACCUCUAUGUGGUAGGAUUACAGGUGUCUUUAUUUUCUUUUCCACGCUUUUCUUUAUCUCCGAACUAUUCUAUAAUGAGCAUGAUUCAUUUUUUUGGCCAGGAAAAAUUCUUUAAAUUUAUAUGAAGAAUAUAUUCCUACAUAACAAGUUCCGCAAAGUUGCAUUUAUAUAGGCUGCUGUCCAUGUUUCUAUCCUCACUGCUUUACUCAGAGGAAAUAUGGUAAACCAAACCUUCUGCAUAGCCUGUGUCCAAAGCACCUUGUACCACACACCCACUACCCAUUUCACUAGGAUUUCUGUGGGGAGGAGUAGGAGAAAAAAAUGUCUUAUGUAUUUAAGAUAUGUAUUUAAAAUACGCUUCAGUAUGCUUUUUGAAAGUAUUUUAAGAAUUGUUUAAACUAAAAAAAAAACUUUGUAACUUAAAUGUACACUGGUUUGGUUGCCAUAUUGCUUUUAUUUAGUGUAUUGUCAUCUUCUAUUUCUCUAGAAUCUUAAUAGGUUUAUAGUUGUGAAGAAAUUCUGAUGAAAAGUACAGUAAGAGCAAAUGUUGGUAAUUAUUAGCAAGUAUAUACUGCUUUGAACUUACAAACUUUUAUAUCAAGCAUAUGAGGUCACACACAAAUAUAUUUCAAGUAUCCACAUAUUUUAAUGUAUGUGUAUAUAUACAUAAACAAUCAUUUUUUAAUCAAUAAAAAUGAAAUUUCUCAUGAAAUUUAAAAUUAAGCAAUUUUGUGCUAUUUUUUUAUAGUAAGGAAGGACUGGUGACCCAGAUCCCUUUGCUGAUUUUAGACUUACAACUGCUGAAUAAUAGCUUACACAAAACUUCAUAUAUUUAUAAACGUAUAGUACAUUUACCUAAGAUACAUAAAUGUUCUUUAUGUAGCUUCAGGGAGAUAACAGUUAGACAAAGUGCAGUGGUAAAUUGCCGACCCAAACAAACAUAUUUAAUACAAAAAAAGAUUUCUGUUGUUUAAAGAUUUUUAUUUAUGUAUGUAUGUAUGUAUUUAUUUAUUUAUUAUUUGCCGGGGGG